AUGCUGCUGGCUGUGCGCUACUCCUCGCCGCUCUUCCGCCUGCCCUCUCUGGAGCUCGUUCAGGAGCGAGUGCGAUUCCUCAACGUGGGCCCCACAGCGCUGCCAGGCGUGAUAGUAAUGAGUGUGACUGAUGGCGAUGCUGGCUCAGGCAUGGCCCAGCUGGACUCCAGGUUCCGAAUGCUGCUGCUGGUGGUGAGCAUGCAGCCCCAGCUUGCCCACCUGCACCUGCCGUCCCUACUCUCCCGCAACCUUGUCCCGCACCCACUGCAGGAGCAGCAUGGCAUGGUACCAGCAGUGCCAGGAGCAGACCCGUGGUUCCAAGCAGACACAGCUAUGCUGACUCCCUCGCCCUGGUGGAGCUCAGGGAGUGAACCCCUCUUUGAGUCGGCUCAGCAUGGCAUGGUUCCAUCACAAGCAGCAGCAGCAGGCCCAUGGUUCCAAGCAGACACGGCCAUGCUGACUGUGCCACCACUGGCAGCCCUCGCCCUGGUGGAGCUCAGGGAGUGA
This is a messenger RNA of Closterium sp. Yama58-4, 507 nucleotides long. The record is from the annotation of a GenBank genome assembly. NCBI's taxonomy places the organism in Eukaryota, Viridiplantae, Streptophyta, Zygnematophyceae, Desmidiales, Closteriaceae.